This is a messenger RNA of Lactuca sativa (garden lettuce), 1271 nucleotides long. RefSeq names its product 6-phosphogluconate dehydrogenase family protein. Gene Ontology annotation, molecular function: 3-hydroxyisobutyrate dehydrogenase activity; NADP binding; NAD binding. The record is from RefSeq and is a predicted model, not a curated record. Gene Ontology annotation, biological process: L-valine catabolic process. NCBI's taxonomy places the organism in Eukaryota, Viridiplantae, Streptophyta, Magnoliopsida, Asterales, Asteraceae.
CUUCUCUUAUUCCAAUCCUACAAGAAAACCAAUAUCUUAGAAAAAGGCUGCCUUCGUUCCUACCAAACUCACUGAUAGUUGUCUGGUAGUGUACUAGUGUCACCAUUGGAGACCCAAAUUGAGCUUUCGUUCACCGGUUGCAAUGGCUAUUAGAUCGCUUCUAAAACUUGCUGAAUCUAAAUUCAACUUCACUUCCCCUCGCUUUCCAUUACCAUGUUCAGCUAGAACAAUCUCUUCAUCCAGCGUCCCAUCUCACUUGGAAAGGGUUGGAUUCAUAGGCCUAGGAAACAUGGGAUCAAGAAUGGCAAAUAAUUUGAUUAAAGCAGGAUACAAUGUAGCAGUUCAUGACAUCAAUCUUAGUGUCAUAAAGAUGUUUUCAGACAAAGGAAUCUCUGUAAAAGGAUCACCAAUGGAGGUUGCAGAAAUUAGUGAUGUUGUAAUUACCAUGUUGCCCUCACCUACCCAUGUAUUAGAAGUGUACACAGGAUCAAAUGGUUUACUUAAUGGUGGGAAUCCAGUGAGGCCAUGGUUGUUCAUAGAUUCAUCUACAAUUGAUCCUCAAACAACCAGAAAGCUAUCUUCAGCUGUAUCUAAUUCUGCAUUAAUUGAACAUAAAGAUUCCUGGAAUACCCCUGUGAUGCUGGAUGCUCCUGUCUCUGGAGGUGUUUCUGCAGCAGAAACUGGAACACUUACAUUCAUGAUUGGUGGCCUAGAGGAAGCUUAUAAGGCUGCAGAGCCAUUAUUUUCAUCUAUGGGAAAAAAUACAAUAUACUGUGGUAGUUCAGGGACUGGUUCUGCAGCUAAGAUUUGCAACAAUUUGGCAAUGGCUGUGAGUAUGCUUGGUGUUUCUGAAGCCUUUGUUCUUGGCCAAUCUUUAGGAAUUAAAGCUGCUACUUUAACAAAAAUAUUCAACUCUUCAAGUGCUCGUUGUUGGAGUAGUGAUACGUAUAAUCCAGUACCUGGUGUGAUGGGUGGAGUGCCCUCAUCAAGAAAUUAUGAUGGUGGAUUUGCAUCUGCACUGAUGGCAAAAGAUUUGAACCUUGCUUCAGCAUCAGCUAAAGAAAUUGGUCUAAACUGCCCAUUGACUUCUGAAGCAAAACACAUGAGUUAAAAGGUGGGACGUGAUUUUUGUUUGUGCAAAAGACGAGAAUACCCUUUUUCUUAUAAUUUAAAAAUAACCCUAGAAAACUUGUUGAAUCAUUGUUAUAUUUUUGUACAGAUUUACAAAACUUUGUGAUGAUGGUCUUGGGAAAAAGGAUUUUUCUUGUGUU